AUGUUGGGUGAGGGGUGGGCCACCUUUGCCACCCUACCCAUUCUUGGUUCUUUUACAUUAAAUCCUUUCUUUUGCAAUUCUCCUCUUUAUUUUCGGCGUUCUGAUAUUACGUUUUCUCUCUUCGCUUCCACCAUAGUCUAUCUAUUGACAACCUCUUCCUUCUCUUUUUCUUUCUCAAUGAUUAUUUUUUUUUUUUUGCAUCGCUUCUCUUCUUUCUUUUUUGUUUCUUUCUUCUUUUGCACUGAUUUGACUUGUUCGCCAUUUUCCUCUAAUUCAUUAUUUUCUUUUUCCUUUUUUUUUUUAGUUUCUACUCUCUCUUCAUUUCAUUUUUUCAAUUGUAUUUUUUCGUUUUUAUUUUGCUUUUUUUUAAAAAAAUUAUUAUUCGUUUUUAUUUUCUUCUUCAUCUUCUUUCGUUUUUAUUUUCUUCUUCUUUUUCAUCUAAUUUUCGUUUUUAUUUUCUUCUUCUUUUCCAUCUUUUUUCCUUUAUUUUCUUCUUCUUUUUCAUCUAAUUUUCGUUUUUUAUUUUCUUCUUCUUUUCCAUCUUUUUUGUUUUUAUUUUCUUCUUUUCCAUCUUUUUUCUUUUAUUAUCUUUUUAAUCUUUUUUGA
Acanthosepion pharaonis is the source of this 606-nucleotide messenger RNA. The record is from the annotation of a GenBank genome assembly. Lineage: Eukaryota; Metazoa; Mollusca; Cephalopoda; Sepiida; Sepiidae.